CUGUCCCUUCCCAAGGCCCAUCUUCUGAGCACAACCCCUAUCCAGACAUCAGGCUCUCUGUACCAGAUUGACAGUGAACACCCCCUACGUCAACUUCCAUCAAUCUCUACCAAUACUCGGCUUAUCCGGCCACCAACUCGCUGCUCAACCAUGUCCGGCUUGGAGAUUGUAGGCCUGAUCUCUGCCGUCAUAUCGAUUGUCGAGGCCGUCGAGAUUGUAUACAAUGGUAUCAGGGACACCAGGAAUCUCCCACGGGCCUUUCGCGAGGUGGCUAAGAAGCUCCCGCUUGUCCGGGACACUCUCCGGAUUGCCGAGCGACAGAUCGGGGCCAGCACAGAUGAUGAAGCAUGUCAGGCGGUAAAGACGGUCGUGGAGAGUUGCAAGGUGAAGGCGGAGGAACUGAAGGACAUCUUCGAUGCCGUCUCUGCCUCAGAUAAUGCCUCCAGGUUCGAGCGUUAUCGAGUGGCCGUGCGGCGUUUCGGCAAGGGAUCUCUGGUGGAGACUUUGGCUCAGGAGUUGAUGGAGGAAGUUCGGUUGCUUGGUACGAAUCGUGCAGUCCAAGCGGCAACCGAAGCCCAAGCUGCGGAACUCCUCAAGGCUAUCGAGGAAUUGUCCAGCAUGGAGCCUUCGCUGCCGGAUGAGAAAUCUGUCAGUCAGCACCAUUCUGGCUCCGGUGAUAAUGUUGCGGGGAACAAGUACCAAGGGAAUCACAAUGUCUAUAGCGGCUCUGGCACUGCAUAUUUCGGUGGAGUUACACAGUAG
Molecule: messenger RNA, 762 nt
Organism: Fusarium falciforme
Lineage: Eukaryota; Fungi; Ascomycota; Sordariomycetes; Hypocreales; Nectriaceae
Product: Pfs, NACHT, and ankyrin domain-containingprotein
Exons: 1
Coding region: 151-762 (203 amino acids)
Source: RefSeq, a predicted model, not a curated record